AUACUUUGGGAAUCAAAGAUAUAUAAAGUUGUAUUUUUUUACAACAUGAAAUAUGUGCAUCUUGGAAUGUAUAACUAGUCGUCAGUCUGUUGGUAAAUCAUGGUGAUAGGAAAAUGACCACGCAAGGUAAUAUCGAGAAGCGAAGCCCUGCAGACUUUUUGAAACAAGUUGUUGGAAAACCAGUGGUGGUAAAACUCAACUCUGGAGUGGAAUAUAAAGGAGUACUUGCUUGUCUAGAUGGAUAUAUGAAUAUUGCGAUGGAACAAACGGAAGAGCACGUCGGUACACAGUUGAAAAAUAAGUACGGAGAUACGUUCAUUCGGGGUAAUAACGUACUCUAUAUUGCGGCGCAAAAGAAAGGCAAACAAAGAAAAGUUGGGUGAAAAGAAAGAGGUACUCGGGAAAUGCUACUUGCCUUGAUCGUCACCCUUUGAUUUUGAA
Molecule: messenger RNA, 441 nt
Organism: Galdieria sulphuraria
Lineage: Eukaryota; Rhodophyta; Bangiophyceae; Galdieriales; Galdieriaceae
Product: U6 snRNA-associated Sm-like protein LSm6 isoform 1
Exons: 2
Coding region: 114-383 (89 amino acids)
Biological process (GO): maturation of SSU-rRNA; mRNA splicing, via spliceosome
Cellular component (GO): U6 snRNP; U4/U6 x U5 tri-snRNP complex; nucleolus
Molecular function (GO): RNA binding
Source: RefSeq, a predicted model, not a curated record